AGGUCCUCUACGCCAAUGCCCACCCCGCCGUCUCUCACAUGUCAGCGGAAUUCGUCCAAGUCAUCGGCGACUGCAUACGCAUGACCCGAGAGGUCCUCUUCUCCACCACCGGCCAGCCAUUCAUCAUCGCUGGUUCGGGUACGCUCGGCUGGGACCAGGCCGCUGCCAACCUGACGGAACCCGGCGAGUCCGUGUUGCUGCUAAACAGCGGUUACUUUGGGGAUAGCUUCACCGAAUGUUUCCGAGCAUACGGCGCAGAAGUAGAUGAAGUCCGUGCAGACUUUGGCACAGCAGCGAACCUGAGCGAUGUAGAGAAGGCUUUGAAGGCGAAGAAGUAUAGGAUCGUUGCCUUCACUCAUGUAGACACGUCUACAGGUGUUCUCUCCGACGCGAAGGCAAUUGCAGAAACCGUCAAGAGAGUAUCUCCUGACACUCUGGUCGUUGUAGACGCUGUGUGCUCUGUAGCGAGUGAAGAGAUCCUCUUCGAUCAGUGGGGACUUGACGUUGUCCUCACUGCUAGCCAGAAGGGGCUGGCUACACCACCAGGGUUGAGCAUCCUUCUUGCCAGCCCAAAAGCUAUCCAGGUCUUCGAGCAGCGCACACGUCCACCCGCCUCAUACUACGCGAGCUGGAAGAAGUGGCUUCCAGUCAUGAAAUCCUACGAGAGCGGCGCUGCGGCCUACUUCGCAACUCCGCCCGUGAACCUCAUCUACGCAUACCACGCCUCGCUAACGCAGCUCACGAAGAGAACGCCGACCCUCCAAGAGCGGUUCGCACUGCACCGCAAGGCCAGCCAGCGCAUCAAGGAUGAGCUCGCUGCCAUUGGGCUCAAGCAAUUGGCCCUCGACCCGUACUAUGCGGCGAAUGGGAUGACAGCAGUGUACUUCCCCGAGGGCUUGAAGGCGCCUGAUGUUAUUCCGCGUCUGUUGAAGAAGGACGUUGUAGUCGCCGGCGGCCUGCACAAGGACAACAAGGAGAAGUACUUCCGCAUUGGGCACAUGGGCAUUACGGUCGUGAACGAGGAGCGCGGCGACGUCGACAAGAUCAUCGCGGCGGUGAAGGAGAGCAUUUCAGAGGCGUUGGCGGAAGCCGACAGCAAGAAAGCUGCGAUUCCAGUGAAUGGUUCUUCGGAAGGUCCUCGGCCGCUCGCUCGUCUCUAGGUUCGCCAUCUCAGGUUCCCGUCCCGAGAAAGCUUAAGGGUGCACCCCGGCGAAACGCGAGCUAAAAAUGAGGAAAAUGAGGAAAAUGCAGCUUGAGUGCCACGCUGUUCCUGUUAAAAGUAUAGACCACAAUCAAUGUAACGGGUCUCAAUGUACAUAUGGGUUAAUCCGCGCACACGCACUAUGCACGACACAUCUAGAGCACGUAUCCAAUAUCCCUCGCUUUCUAAGUUAUCUUGGCAAGGACAGUCGUUUUCACAGUAUGUAGUCGAGGAAGUCGGAAGGCGCGACUGAGCCCAAGCUGUGUCGCACAA
Rhodofomes roseus is the source of this 1474-nucleotide messenger RNA. RefSeq names its product PLP-dependent transferase. The transcript has 12 exons. Gene Ontology annotation, cellular component: peroxisome. Gene Ontology annotation, molecular function: L-alanine:glyoxylate transaminase activity; L-serine:pyruvate transaminase activity. The record is from RefSeq and is a predicted model, not a curated record. Lineage: Eukaryota; Fungi; Basidiomycota; Agaricomycetes; Polyporales; Fomitopsidaceae. Bases 39 to 1160 code for a protein of 373 amino acids.